AAUCUACAGGCUGUCAAAGCAGGGCGCUAUCGUGUCAUCGUGAUCAAUCCCGAGAUCAUUAUGCAAGAUGGUCAUACCAAGGAAAUCAUCCAAUCAAAUGACCGACCCAAAAUCUCGCUCUGUGUCCGCAAGAUGGAACAUGCUGCCUCGUCAUUCAAGGAUCUCGAUUUUGUAAUACCUGACGAUUUCGCCACCAAUGUCUCUCCCCCGAAAUUUGUCAUAUUCUGCAAUAGCAUUCUUGAGACGGAGGCAAUCACACAAUACUUAUGCAAUUGGCUCCCGGACCACCUUCGCACGAAGAUCAAGUACCUUCACACCACAAUGUCAGCAGAUUAUAGAGCAGAUGAAUAUAUGGCACUCAAAAAUGGAGACCUCUUUGGGCUAUGCGUCACUGAUGCCUUUGGCAUGGGCUUUGAUCUGGCAGGAAUUCAGCUUGUAAUUCAAUGGAAGGCACCACUUAGCAUCAACACACUAUGGCAGCACUUUGGUCGUGCUGCUAGAGGCACAGGCGAAUUCGUGUUUGCAAUCUUGAUUGCAGAAAGACACAAUUUUGAUGAGGAGAUGCGAAAGAAGGAGGUAGCAAAGGCUAAACGACAAGAGCGGGCUGGAAAGAAAAGAAAACGCAAGGAAACAAUGCACACAACUCAGCCAUUCAGUUGCAUCCAGUCAAUGUCCAACCGCUAG
Messenger RNA from Postia placenta MAD-698-R-SB12, 684 nucleotides. RefSeq lists its product as hypothetical. NCBI's taxonomy places the organism in Eukaryota, Fungi, Basidiomycota, Agaricomycetes, Polyporales, Adustoporiaceae. The annotation marks the transcript as partial. Gene Ontology annotation, cellular component: nucleoplasm; cytoplasm; chromosome. Gene Ontology annotation, biological process: telomere maintenance; double-strand break repair via homologous recombination. Gene Ontology annotation, molecular function: 3'-5' DNA helicase activity; four-way junction helicase activity. The record is from RefSeq and is a predicted model, not a curated record. The transcript is spliced from 4 exons.